AUGGCUUCGCCGGUUCUACGUCUCUUUCUCGGCACGUUAGUAGCCAUAUGCUUCAUCGCAAUCUUCACACCCACGGAAAGAGUCACCUCGGUCGCAAACUCGUUCAGAACGCCUCAAGCGCUGAAGAAUCUCGACGUUGUCAUUUCACAAUUGGAAAAGAAUCCCGUCCUCAUGCGCGCCGCCGUGACGAACCAUAACGACCACCCCGUUACCAUCCUCAACUACGGAUCACCACUGGAUGCGCUGGCUAUUCAGAUGGGCACGCUGUACAUUACUUCCAAAGACGAGACUACACCUCUGGAAAUCCUGCAGAUUGAGGCGUCGAGGCUGUGGCCGCCUCUGGAGGAUGCUUUGAUUGAGAUUGGAGCUGGACAGACUGUUUCUUGGGAAUCUACACUACAGGAACCUGUUGUUCCCAUGGAUAGCGUCUACGAGCGAGGGACGGUUCAAUUGAAGGGGAAUUGGUUGGCAGUAUGGACACAAGAGAAGGCGGGAAUUGAUCCCAGCGAACUGGAGGAGGGAGCACUCAUCAAUGGCACUCUAACGGGGCCUUACACGUCGAAUGUUCUUGAGAUUGAGCUCAAGUAA
Messenger RNA from Fusarium coffeatum, 588 nucleotides. RefSeq lists its product as uncharacterized. The record is from RefSeq and is a predicted model, not a curated record. The coding region runs from base 1 to 588 and encodes 195 amino acids. The transcript has a single exon. NCBI's taxonomy places the organism in Eukaryota, Fungi, Ascomycota, Sordariomycetes, Hypocreales, Nectriaceae.